Messenger RNA from Cylindrotheca closterium, 2703 nucleotides. NCBI's taxonomy places the organism in Eukaryota, Bacillariophyta, Bacillariophyceae, Bacillariales, Bacillariaceae. The record is from the annotation of a GenBank genome assembly.
AUGUCUUCAGCAGCCCCAUCCCUGCCGUCCUCUGUAUCUACUGGACAGGAGGUUUCGCUAGGGGAUGAUAUGGAACAACUUGAGAAGGAAUAUUUGCGUGAAAUGUUGAUGGAACAGGGUGUUAUUGGUAAAUCCAAAUCGCGUUCAAAGGAUGUGGAUAGUGAAGACGAUUCGACACUUUCAGGAGGUCAGGCCCCACUUAUUCAUAAAUUUGAUAUUUUGCAUGACUUGCAGAAAUGUGAAAUCAAAUCGCAGCUGGAAAACGCCCCACUUCCUCCCACCACUGAAGCUGAAGAAGAAGGAGACGACGAUCGAGAAUCGAAAGCAGAAAGCAAGAAAGUGCCAUCUGAGACUGGAAGAAUCUCGAGAAUACUUCCAACUGCUUCCAUUCGCAAGAUUCUAUCAAAGGCAGUGCCACUCACUAAAAAAGACAAGAAAGGAGAGGGAGCAAUUGCAAGCAAUGAGGACAGUCUGUCAGAAGAUUCAGGAUCUGUCACGAAAAUACUUUCGGAAGUUCCUCGAGGGAAGAGCGAGCGUGUAGUCGCAAAGCAGAAUAGUCGAACGACCAGUAUGUUACGUUCAGUUUCUUUUUCUGGUAAAAUAUCUGGAUUGGUUCCUUCUGCAACCCAAUUUCGCGGCAAACGCAAUGUGGAAAAGAGACACGAGACCCAGAAAAGCGAAGAGAGCACAGAAGUCGAGGAUAAAUCCAACCCGACAACGCCGCAAAGACCAACAACGUAUAUGCAACCGGUCACAAAGGACUCAGAUGACUCGUCCGACGAUAGGGCUACUGUUCCAGAGACUCCUCCAGGCUUUCGUGGUUUCAUUGAGAUCCCUGAUAAGCAGGAUGAUAUAUCUGGGUCUGAGGGCGAUUCUGACCAACCUUUGUUAUCAAUGCGGCAAAAGUACAAAAUUGCAGCAUGUUUGGCUUUCUUCCUUGUUGUGGCUCUGGUAAUUUGUGGAGUUAUGCUCUCCAACAUCCGCAAUGAUAAAUCUGAAUUGUCAACACAAUCGGAAGAGUUCGACAGCUUUGACUGGACAUUCAAGCCUACAGUACAGGGAAGUGCAGCACCGUCAGUAUCCGCUUCGCCAACUUUCGCCCCAACAACAAAAGGACCGACUACAUCUCCGUCUACUUCGCCUACACAGUUUCCUACGCCGACACCCUCCAGAAUGCCAACCAGGCUACCAUCAGUUCAACCAUCAAAAAGCCCCACAAUGUCACCUACAGUUACGCCAAUUCCCACGCAGACACCGUCCACUUCACCGACAUACACAAAAGGAGGAAACUUUACCGAAAUCGUAUCUCGAGUCUCACCCUCGACCGUUGACAAGAUUUCUAAUCCAUACACGCUUCAAAACAGUGCUUUCCGAUGGAUCAUCGAAGACGAUCUUUACUUUACCUACGACGAAGACCGUAUUAUUCAAAGAUGGGUCUUGGCAUUGUUUUCAAUGUCGUUAUCUCCAGCUACCUGGAGCAAUGGUGCGCUGCAAGAAGAUGUGUUUGCGAAUUGGUUGGAUUACACGCAUGAAUGUACUUGGGCUGUCUCGUCGAACGACAGACUGGCAGAAUGCGACGAAAACGGUGUCCUACGAAGCCUGGUUUUCAACAAUGCAAACUUGGAAGGGAGAAUACCGACAGAACUAUAUCUGUUGACUUCGUUGCGGCGCCUUGUUCUUUCUGGAAAUGACAUGGAUGGGCGUCUAGAUGGUCGCAUCGGUUCUCUUCAACAACUCGAGGAGCUGGCGCUAAAUCACAACAUGAUAACAGGAACCAUUCCCUCGCAAAUCUCGAAGCUCAGAAAUUUAGAGAGUCUCGCUCUCACUGCCAACAAGUUUUCAGGUUCAAUUCCUGAAGAAAUAGGUGAAUUGGAGAGAUUGACGUCGCUGGAUCUUCGAAACAAUGAUUUGACUGGAAGAGUACCUGAAGAGAUAGCACUUAUUUCACCACUGAGAAAGAUUGAACUGAGCGAAAACGCUUUGAGAGGCGAGGUUCCAUCUAUUAUUUGUUUCUCCUUGGUGAUUGAGUCAUUUUCAACAGACUGUUUUGGAGAAGUGGAUUGCACCUGCUGCACUAGUUGUGAAAGUGGCGUUACAGCGCCACCAAGUAUUGCACCACCAACUUCAGAACCUUCGAGUUCCCCUACUCGAUUUCCAACCCUUCGACCAACACCUAGCCCUACUCGCAAUCCAACACGGCCACCUACACCUGGACCAACACCAACGCCAACAGUUCCAAAACCAACCCUUCCACCAACUCCUGGACCGACUCCAGCACCAACUCCUCGGCCUUCCCCUGAGCCUACUGGUGCAACGCCUGCACCAACAGGGAGCCCCACUCGAUGUUCGUUCGAUGACUUUCUUGUAGCAAGACGGUCAUGCUAUGAUGUAGGCGAAACCAUUGAAGUUGAAUUCGCCAACUGCGAUGCACGGCGUGAUGAUUUUUUCGGACUGUAUCCUACAAAUGCUGACCCACAAUCUUUAGACUUUCCCACCUUGUGGCUCUGGUCAUGUGGAGAUCAGAUUUGCAGACAGCUCACCUCAUCUGCCAGAGUAGGAUUCGACUCAGGAUCAGAGGGAAUUGCAACCUGGCCACUUUCAGAAGGAAAUUACAAGAUCUUUCUCAUUCGGAACAAUAAUUCUGGUGGCCCUUACCAAGCUUUUCAAGAGACUCGUGAGUUUGAGGUAUCCAAUGAAUGCUAG